GCAGUCUAACAGGCCUCUGAGUUCAAUUGAGGUAACGUCAACGGGACAAUAGCUUUCACCUCCAUUUUUAAUUGUGUCUUCGGUGGGACACCGGUUGUGUGUCUUCUAUCUGCAUACAGGAUUGAAUGACACGAUAUUUUGAUAUUUAUUAUGUUUUUGACCCCCUUUUUGUAACAUGUCGUGGUUAUGUCAAAUGGCGUCGUCAAGCUAACCGACAUUAGCCACCGGGAUUUCAAAACAAAAGCAGGGGAAGUUACGACUUCGGUUAAACGCGCAGGGUCCAGUAUGCCUAAAGAACAGCGCAGCUUGAAUGAGCACAGUCCCUGUGCUACAUCCAGCAAGAACGCUAAAAAUAAGAACAACAGUACGACACUGUUGGCAAUGCGUGAUGCGAAAGACGCAGAUGACUCCAGUGGAAGGGGCUCCCGCUGCAGCUCAGAAAAAGAUUCUGGCUACUCUGAUGGCUCGGACUGGCAGCAGACAGAUGUGGAGGACCAGCACAGCCAAAAAAGUCAGUCCAGAGGCAGUGAGGGUGCAGAAACUUCACAGCCUGCUCAAAACAAAGACCUUAGGCAAGGGAAUCCUGGGAAUCCUAACUUGAUGUUAGCAGGCCAUGAGCUCCAACCCAUCUACAUCAUCAAUAACAUGGUGCUUAAGCAGCCGGACACGAUCAAGAAAAGAGGUCAGCUGCCCCCGAGAAAUGGAAGCGGGGAAACUGGCAGUACUGGUCCUACUCAUAUGAUCCUUUUCCAGCAGCCUAGCUUGUCGCCGGCCACCGUCCAGCUUCACAAACCUUCAUCGCGUAAGCCCAACAGCACAGGGAAGAAAGCGAAUAGCACAUACCUGCCCAUUCUCAACUCCUACCCCCGUAUUGCACCACACCCCAGCAAGAAGCCGCCUGAUAAAGCUUUAUCAAACGAUGAAUCACAGAAUCUGAGCAAAAGGGUGUGCGUUGAACACAGGAACACUGACACACCUGUGACCAGCAGUCUACCCAAGCAGCACGUUUAUAAGCAACCCACAUCAUCAGUGGUAACCUCUGGGUUGCCAUGUUCCUCUUCAACCAAAGAUGCUCAAUCCGCUUCCAGUCCCAUUACUGUCUCCUCGAGCCAGGACUCCCCAUCUGAGUCCAGUCUGCACAGCACCUCCUCCAUCCUCACAACCAGAGGACUUCACAGAAACAGCACCACCAGUACUCGCCAUCGCCGUUUCCUCAACACAGUAGAAAUCCUCAGACAGUCAGGCCUGUUGGACAUAACGCUGCGCACGAAGGAGCUGCUGCGUCAGAGCAACGCCACUGAACGGGACAUUGCCCAGCUUCGCCAGCACACAGAGCUGCUGUGCCAGGCUGCCACCAACCCCACCUGCAGUCUUAGUGGUAUCACAGCCUGGGAGCAGGUACACCAAGCAAUGGCUGAGUCUGGCAGGUACCCCAAUCUUAAAAUCCUGCAACAUUUUCAAAUCUCAUGUCAUUCAGAUAUUUCCACAGGUGACGUCAGUGGGCCACUAGCUGUUGAGAGCUCAGAGGUGCCAGUAUCUCGCCUUCUCACUACUAUAUCACACCCAAACUCAGAACAAGGCAGGGAGCCUGAGGUCAGAGAUAAAGUCUCAGAGAAAGUCACCUUUAUGUCUCCUGACAGUUCCACCGAUUAACACAAUCUGCAGUGCCUUUAAAGGGAAAGAGAUUACUCAGGACAAUGCUGGGAUAUUAUGUGUGGUUUUAAUGGUUUAUCCCUGGUUAUUUAAACCUAGUUUUAUAAAGAUUGUGAUGAAAUACCUCUGCAGGUCAGCUGAAAUCAAACAAUGACUUGAGGUUAGUACUUUUUGUGAAUGUUGCAGUUUUGUUUUCAGUUGCCCUCCUUUACCAGAAUUAAGUGUUUGACAUCUGAAAGCUGAUCAAUUAUGAAUUUACAAAAGUGCAAUUAAGUCCCAAGGCACCAUCUUCUACCACUACAGAUUUUAUAGAACCACACAGAUGAGUUGAGGGUCUCUGCCUGUGAGCCACUUAAAGGAUUAUGUGAAAAUUAAAUGUGUGUUCCUGGGAGGCAGAUGAAACUGUCUCACACACAGGUGGCACUACAGUGUUUAAUUCAGGGGAAAAAAAUAUUUAAAUCCAUCUCCUGGGAGAUGAAUGUUGAGAAAAUGGUUUCUUGCAACCUGCUGUACCAGAGAGUGAGCCAGCAGUCCAAACAUGGUAAGAAACAAAACUGGUGCCUUCAAAGCGACAUAAAGUCAAAGGCUACCAGAAAAAUGGUCCAUAAAGGAAACACGCAGGAUUCGAGGCACAACUAGGCACUGAGUGCUGCGGAGAAAAUCUCUCUGUGACAUCACAAACUGCACUACCCUAGACUGCUGCAAGGACAUCUAUCCAAAUGCUCCCCAACAAAGCCUUAAAAACUUUUUUUUUUUUUUUGCAUUAUCAGAGCAAGGUUAUCAUAUUGUGGUCAUUACCAAUAUUACCAGUACAGCACUCAUAAUAACGGAAGCAAUUCAACCACAGACUAUGAAUUCAGCACAGCAUCUGCAGGGGAGUAAUUAAUACUGUUUCCUCUCAUGGAGCAGCUUUGUUUUCCAUCUUCACUUUGACAAUACUCCUUUUUGUUGUUGUUGUUUUGUGGUCAUUUGUUUUAAUCAGAAAUGGACAACUGUUUGUAUUUGAGUUUAAGAGAGUCUGACAAUCUUAAAGUAUAAAUGUAUGUUGCGUGGUUAAAUGCAUGUGGUAUGAUUUUUCAUUUAUUUCUUUGUGCUUGUGCAUAUGACAGACAUCACAGCCAGCAGUGCACACAUUCUCAAAUUUAAAGUGGUUUAUACAACGAAUCUUCAUCAUUUUAAGGUUUUUAAAUAAAACAACAUAUGAAGAAGAGACA
Molecule: messenger RNA, 2867 nt
Organism: Epinephelus lanceolatus (giant grouper)
Lineage: Eukaryota; Metazoa; Chordata; Actinopteri; Perciformes; Serranidae
Product: CLOCK-interacting pacemaker
Biological process (GO): negative regulation of circadian rhythm; negative regulation of DNA-templated transcription
Cellular component (GO): nucleus
Source: RefSeq, a predicted model, not a curated record